AUGCCUGUAGAAAGCAAGUUGGAAGAAUCAGAAUAUUCUUCGUCAUUGGCAUAUAACGAAUUACCAAUUUACUUGGCCAAUAAUCCCUGUACAUCCUCAAAGAAGAGGAAAAGGGAAAGAAUAAUGAAAGUGUACUAUAUGCAUGUUAGAAUGAAGAGGGGGGUGGCUGUCUUAGAGGAUACAGAAGACGAAAGGCAGCCUCCAUGCAAAAAGACAAAAAUGAAAACCAUUGCAUUUCCUGAGACAAUCCAUACAGAAGACAAUCUCUCUGUCGUAUCCACAGAAGAACUCCUAACUGAGAGUGAUCUCAGCUUUGAUGAUGUAGUCCAAGAGGCAUCAGAAGAUAAUGACAGACCGAUAUAUCCUCCACCUCUGGAGACAAGUUCCAGAGCUAAAACACCAGAAUGGCUUGUGGCCCAUGACAGUGGCUACAGGUGCAUGGCCUGCUGCCGAGUUUUCCCCUCCUUGGAGAUUCUACAGGACCAUGUGAAGAAUGGUAUUAAAGAGGGAUUUAGCUGCCAUUCUUUUCAUGUAGCCCUUAACUUGCUUAGAAGUAAGAACAGAAAUAGAAAAAAAGAAGUAUACGAAGAGGAGGAAAACAAAGUCAAAAAGAGCUGGACAAAAGGCAUAAGUAUCCAAUGUGACAACAUAAUUAGGCACAUAAGAGACUUCUUUCACAAUAACCAUUGA
Molecule: messenger RNA, 690 nt
Organism: Marmota monax (woodchuck)
Lineage: Eukaryota; Metazoa; Chordata; Mammalia; Rodentia; Sciuridae
Product: protein FAM170A-like
Exons: 1
Coding region: 1-690 (229 amino acids)
Biological process (GO): fertilization
Cellular component (GO): nucleus
Source: RefSeq, a predicted model, not a curated record